UUACGAUAAAAUAAAAUAAAUUAUUUUUCGAUAAAUAAUAAACUUCAGAUUGAAAAGAAAUUGAAUAUUUUUUUUUUAGAAAUGAAGAGAUCGAAUAUAUUUCCAAUGUUCAGUAUUAAUCGGAGUCAAUAUUGUGUUAUCGACGUGUUUCUUUGAAGAUUCUUUGAAAGUGAAAAGAUAAUUAAACAUGCUGGAUUCCAAUUUCACUGACGUCACUUCCGUCUCACCGCUGGGGUCCCAGCCGACAACAACCGGCAACAGCUUCACCUUGACCGGGCUCCUGGCCACAUCCGGCCCCAACGCCAGCACACCGAGCCUUGAGACCAUCAACGACGAACGCGCCCAGCAACUCAUCCCAGCCAUGGUGGUGCUGGGCGUCCUGAUGGUCAUUGGUAUCCCUGGCAACGCGCUGGUGGUGUAUGUCUUCUGCUUCAAGAUGAAGACGGGCACCCAGAACAUUCUCAUCGUCUGCUUGGCCGUGUUCGAUCUGCUCAGCUGCUGUUUAUCGAUACCGAACGAGAUCGCGGACAUGCGAUUCUUUUUCAUGUUCGAUUCCGUGGCGGCUUGUAAAAUAAUGAGGUUCAUCAACACCUUCUGCGCCAUCGGCUCCAUCUUCACCCUCCUCGUCAUCGCCGUCGACCGGUUCCGGAAAAUCUGCCGGCCUUUUAAAUCCCAGAUGCGGAACCGGCACAUCAAGCUCUCCCUCAUCCCCAUCAUCGGCGGCGCCAUCUUCUUCGCCUGGCCGGCUUUCGUCAUGUACGGUCUCCGCACAACUGAGACCGGAAUUGCCGGUCUUUUCGGCCGUGAUUGUUCCACGGCUGAUGGAAUCGGGGACACGGUGCUUCCGUUAAUCUACAACCUCGUUCUGUUUUUGUGUUUUAUCAUUCUCACAAUCGCGCUGGCCGCGAUUUAUUUCUGUGUGCUAAGGGAGACAAAUCGACAUAACAAGUACAUGAAAAGGAACUCCGAUUUUAACCUCCCUUCGUCGGGGUCGAGCGGCUGCGCGGACGAUUCGGGGUCCAGUCUGGACUUGACCCCCGUCGCCUCCAAUUUCUCCGCCUCCCCCUCGGUCCCCGCCCUAGUCAUCUACAACAGCGCUGCCUUCGAUUACACCUCCGAAGACCGCCCCAAUAUCCAAAUCACCCCAUGCGCAGAUGAACUCUCAACCCACCAAAACAACACACCUCAUCCGGAUAUGACGUCAGAGCACGCGGAUAUCUCCUACACGGCAGCGUCGCUGCGUUCAUCAACACAUGACGUCACGCUCAUCCCAGCGGUCAAAACAGACGCCGUCGGCCGAAAGCCGUCUAUUUUAGUAACAAACAAAAACGGGUAUACCCGAAAGGAUCUAAAAAUAGCCAUUCUCGAGCCACACGAAUCGUUCACCUACCCGAAGAAUCCUAAACCUAAGCGACGGAGAGUUCGCAGCAAGACGACCAUCAUCGCGUUUCUUGUGACGCUGGUGUUCAUUUUGAGCUUCCUGCCCCACCUCUCGCUCCAAGUUGCCAAACUGCUAAAUAAAGGAUUCGAUUACAAUCUGCAAGGCCCCGGAUUCGUCGCCUACAAUAUUUUUUUGAGAUCGUACUUCAUAAACUCGGUAUCGAAUCCCUUCAUCUACGGCGCUCUCAAUGUGAAAUUCAGGAACGAAGUGACGUCAUUGAUUCGAAUGUUUGGUUCUAAGAGAUAAAUCUAGGAAUUUUUGUUUACAGAUAUUUGGUUUUAAGAUAUUGAUCUUAGAAUUUGGUUGAGAAAUAGUUAGUUCUAAGAUAUAAAUUACGGAAAU
Molecule: messenger RNA, 1783 nt
Organism: Physella acuta
Lineage: Eukaryota; Metazoa; Mollusca; Gastropoda; Physidae
Product: D(2) dopamine receptor-like
Biological process (GO): neuropeptide signaling pathway
Cellular component (GO): plasma membrane
Molecular function (GO): G protein-coupled peptide receptor activity
Source: RefSeq, a predicted model, not a curated record